Kluyveromyces lactis is the source of this 387-nucleotide messenger RNA. RefSeq lists its product as uncharacterized. Bases 1 to 387 code for a protein of 128 amino acids. Lineage: Eukaryota; Fungi; Ascomycota; Saccharomycetes; Saccharomycetales; Saccharomycetaceae. The transcript has a single exon. The record is from RefSeq and is a predicted model, not a curated record.
AUGGGCGAUUUCUACGUGCGGCAGCAGCGCGCCAGCGCGCCGCUGAUCAAAGAUCCAUUACUGCUGCAGGUUACCGACAAUGAAAGCCAGCUAGCCUCGAUGCUGGCACACGAAAUCUCACACGUGACCAAGCGCAACGCACCGCUGACCUGGGUAGGCACUCGGCUCCAUUUUGCUGGCUAUAACCAACCUGACUGCCGGCAUAGCAGCGCUCAGCGGUACCGUCGCCGGUACCCAGCAAACGGAUCAUCAGUUUUGGCCAGGUCAAAGAAUAGGAGGCCGAUUGCAUCGGCCUGUAGGUGCUGGAGCGCGCCGGGUUUGAUCCACAGGGAUGCCCGACUUCCUGCAAGAGCUUUCCGAUCAAUCGCGCUACACCUCCAAGGUUGA